Rodentolepis nana is the source of this 1413-nucleotide messenger RNA. The record is from the annotation of a GenBank genome assembly. NCBI's taxonomy places the organism in Eukaryota, Metazoa, Platyhelminthes, Cestoda, Cyclophyllidea, Hymenolepididae.
AUGGAACCAAAACGUCUCAUUAUCAAUUCUAUUAAGGGAGGAAGUGAAGAGGUCUAUAGAAAUGUAAAGGCAAUAAGAAGUGCGAAAUAUCAACCCUUGGUGCAGAAAUACCUUGAGGUGUUGGAUAAAGCGAAUAUGAAUUACCACAAGGACAGCAUACAGCAAGCCUUUAAUAAACUGAGUUCAGAUUUUGAGCGAGUUUGUUUCAUUCUUAAAGGAUUGGAAGCAUUUAAUGGAGGCAAGCAUGGGAUAGAGAUCCUGGGAUUGCCGCCAAUCAAGGAGGGCUUAAUAAGCGGGAACCUGAAAUCCGAUGUAAUGGCAAAUCAUUUUUUGGAUUCAAGCUCUGAAGUGAUCGUUGGAAUGGAUGACUGGGAACUGGCCUUCAAUUGUCUCAACACAGCCUAUUUCUACGCAGAAUCGGACGAGGUCAAAAAAGACGUUUUGAUAAACCGCUCCAAACUCCACUUUGAAAAAAAUUGCUUUCAGGAAUCAUUACGUGAUGCAAAAAGUGUUCUCCAGUUUGAAGUAUCACCAAAAGAGAAGAUGUCGAUUUAUACCUUCAUAGCCCGCUGUUACGUGAAAGAAGUCUGUCCUGUUGAAGCAGCCGAAUACUUUCGGAAGGCUUUACAGUGUGUGGACAGCAACAUGGACUCUCCAACACAAUCAUCGAUUAGAAGGUUGGAGGAGGAAUAUUCAAACGUCCAACGCGAUUGCAUUGAGCGUCACUUCUCAAAACGAGCACCUUGGAAUUGCUCAUAUCCAUUGGCCCCAAAAACACUAAAUGGAUCAAAAGUUGAAGAUGAUGUACCUUUGAGGAAUAAGAAAAAACGGAAUAAGACGAGGAAAGCUGUCAAUUUAAAUACUCAAGUUAAGUUACUUUCUGUUAAAGAUGAGAUCUUAAAGCUUAGAAAUAGCAACUCCGAGCGAGGAUGGACUCUUGAAGCCUCAAGGGAUAUUUCCGUGGGUGAUUUACUGGUAGUUGAGAAACCCUACGCAUCGGUACAACUUGCACCCCGAACGGAAUUUUGCUAUUACUGCUAUAGAAGGUGCUUGAAUAUUCAGCCUUGCAGUGGAUGUGCUCAGGUCGGAUUUUGCAGUAAGAAAUGUGCUGAAGAUGCCCAGAAUCCAGAACAUUCAAUAGGUGGUGGACCUGGUCAUCAUCUGUUCGAUUGCGGUGGAUUGUUACCAUGUCUCCAAUUGGAUGACCUUUUCAUGAAUUCAGAGGAGUUGUUUGAAACUACUUCCCACUCUCAUUUGGCGUAUACUUGCAUUGCAAAUACUUUGCCGAAAACUCUCCUGGAUUAUUUAUGCUCUACUGGAAGAUACAGGGUAAGAAACUGCUCUGGUCUGGUGUAUUUGGAAUGCCAUUGCCAUUCCUAUAAGAUAAUCACAUUUGAGAGUUAUUAUUGGUGA